AGGUUCGGGAGGUCGGGGGGUGGGGAGGAGAAGUUCUGAGUAAAGGCUGGAAAUCCAGAUUGAGCACAGACAGGGUCUCGGGUGGAAAUGUGGACGCGGGCCGGUUGCCUUCACGAUGCACGGUAGGGAUAAACCCAAGAGACUGGUGGUGGGAUGGGCGUGCCCGCAAAGAAUGAGGUUCUAAUCGCCAUCCCCCGCGCGCGCACAGCGCUGGCCACGCCCUUCCAGGUGAGCCGGCCCCGGUGUCCUGGGCCGACUCUGCCCUAGCCCUCCCUCUCAGUUCACCUAGACCUCUCCUCCCCACCCCCACUAGGCUUGGAGAAAGGUGGAAAAGGUAGAGGACACCACCCCACCCUUCUCUGGGCCACGCUCCCGGGUUGCUUGCUUGCACGCAGCUCCCAGGUGGUCAUGCACCCUGCACCUGCGGAGGCGCUCCCUGGGACGUGAAGAACAGAAAGAACCCGUUUCCUGUUUUACUCUGUUUUCUAGGCCACUCCAAGGUACUGUCACAACUGCCUUGACUCUUGAAUAGUUUGGCCUCCAUUCAUUUCCCUGUCCCCCACUGCCCCCGAACAAACUCGUUUUGUUGGAGUAAGUAGAGGGUUAGGUACAGACCUGACACUUGCUACUCUACUGCAGGUAGCCUGAGAGAGACUUGACCUGGCAUCGACUCUUUUUCCAAUCACUUUCCCCGCACUUCCGGUGAUGGGAAAGUUGUUUCUUCCUGAUCUUGAUCUCUGCUGUACAGUUCCAAUUUUAGAUAAUGCCUCACAUCUCUGCUCCCCGGGGACCUCCUGGAGCCCCCAUGAUCCGGAAGAAGACAGCUUGAACACAGCCCUCGGCAGGAUGUUGCGGAGGCUGCUGGAGAGACCCUGCACAUUGGCCCUGCUUGUGGGCUCCCAGCUGGCGGUUAUGAUGUAUCUGUCACUAGGGGGCUUCCGAAGCCUUAGUGCCCUCUUUGGUCGGGACCAGGGCCCAACGUUUGAUUAUUCUCAUCCCCAUGAUGUCUAUACUAACCUCAGUCACCUGCCUGGGGCCCCUGCAGGGCCUCUCUCAGCUCAAGCUCUGCCUUACUGUCCAGAGAGAUCUCCUUUCUUAGUGGGUCCUGUAUCAGUAUCGUUUAGCCCAGUGCCAUCACUAGCAGAGAUUGUGGAGCGGAAUCCCCGGGUGGAACCAGGGGGCCGGUACCGUCCUGCAGAAUGUGAGCCACGCUCCCGGACGGCCAUAAUUGUGCCCCAUCGUGCCAGGGAGCACCACCUGCGGCUGCUGCUCUAUCACCUGCACCCCUUCCUACAGCGCCAGCAGCUUGCAUAUGGCAUCUAUGUCAUCCACCAGGCUGGGAAUGGAACGUUUAACAGAGCCAAGCUUCUGAAUGUUGGGGUGCGGGAAGCCCUGCGUGAUGAAGAAUGGGACUGCUUGUUCUUACAUGAUGUGGACCUCCUUCCAGAAAACGAUCAUAACCUGUAUGUGUGCGACCCCCGGGGACCUCGCCAUGUUGCUGUUGCCAUGAACAAGUUUGGAUACAGCCUCCCGUACCCCCAGUACUUCGGUGGGGUUUCGGCCCUCACUCCUGACCAGUACCUGAAGAUGAAUGGCUUCCCCAAUGAAUAUUGGGGCUGGGGUGGUGAGGAUGAUGACAUCGCCACCAGGGUACGCCUGGCUGGGAUGAAGAUCUCCCGGCCCCCCACCUCUGUGGGGCACUACAAGAUGGUGAAGCACAGAGGGGAUAAAGGCAAUGAGGAAAACCCCCACAGAUUUGACCUCCUGGUCCGUACCCAGAAUUCUUGGACACAAGAUGGAAUGAAUUCACUGACAUACCAGUUGCUGGCUAGAGAGCUGAGUCCUCUCUAUACCAACAUCACUGCAGACAUUGGGACUGACCCUCGAGGUCCUCGGGCUCCCUCUGGUCCCCGAUACCCACCGGGCUCCUCCCAGGCCUUCCGACAAGAGAUGCUGCAUCGCCGGCCCCCGGCCAGGCCUGGCCCUCUGCCUACUGCCAACCACACAGCUCCCCACGGUUCACACUGAUCCUUCUCUGUCCACUUUAAUCAUGAAACUGAAUCAGAGGGGUCGUAUUCCCCAUGCCCUCUGCUCCUCACUGCUUUCGGAGGGAUGUGAGGGAACUAAACCCUAGUGCUGUGCUGGGGGGCAGGGACCUCUCCUCACUGCUAGACUGGAGCUGGGCUCCUCUAGACCUGGAGGUUCCUCUUUCUAAGGGGCCACCUGUCAGGGCUUAUGACUGUGAAUCCUUGAUGUCGUUUUAUGUGACGAAUCCUAGGAGUCCCCGGCCCCCGGGGUAGGAGCAGGGCUGGACCCCAAGCCCCUUCCUCGUCCAUGGACAUCACUCCUUUCCAAGAGUGACCUGGCUUCUCCUGGGACCUCUGUGAAUAUUUAUUCUAUUUAUGGUUCCCAAGAAGCUGUUCUGGUGGAGGAAGCCCCUACCAGGGCAUUUCCUGCCAGUGCUGGAGUAGCUCUUCUGGUCUUGGCCCAGGGGGCUGGGAUUUUGAUACCUUUUCUAAUAAAGGACUUAGUCUCA
This is a messenger RNA of Peromyscus eremicus (cactus mouse), 2536 nucleotides long. It is a transcript of the gene B4galt3, whose product is annotated as beta-1,4-galactosyltransferase 3. The record is from RefSeq and is a predicted model, not a curated record. Lineage: Eukaryota; Metazoa; Chordata; Mammalia; Rodentia; Cricetidae. Gene Ontology annotation, biological process: carbohydrate metabolic process; galactosylceramide biosynthetic process. The coding region runs from base 706 to 2028 and encodes 440 amino acids. Gene Ontology annotation, molecular function: glycosyltransferase activity. The transcript is spliced from 8 exons.